Rotaria sordida is the source of this 456-nucleotide messenger RNA. NCBI's taxonomy places the organism in Eukaryota, Metazoa, Rotifera, Eurotatoria, Philodinida, Philodinidae. The record is from the annotation of a GenBank genome assembly.
AUGGAUAAAAUAACAAAAGAAUAUGAUAAUAUACGUGAACGUAUUGAAAAUUAUGUUCAAAAGUUUAUAAAUGAAAUUGAAAAACAACGUGAUCAUGCAUUACAAAUAAUAAAUCAACGACAACAUUUAAAUGAUGAAGCCUUUUGGACAGGAAAUGGUUUUGAUAAUGGUGAAAAAUUAGAUUUUUUUAUUUCACUUGUUCAAACAGGACAAAAAAAAUUAUUAGCAAAAAAUAUUACUGAUAAAGAUCUUAUUGAAUUAUCGGAUAAUUUACAUACAAUGCCUGAUGUUGAUGAAAAAUUAAUUGAAUUAAUACAAUUUUCACAAUUAAAAUUAGAAUUUGAUGAAUUAUUACCAACGAAAAAAUUUAUUCAUCUAUCAGAUUUUCAAGAAAUAAAUAAUAAAGAUGACAAGUCAAUUAACAAUAAUGAAGAAAACGAUUGCAUUAGUCCAUAA